Molecule: messenger RNA, 1320 nt
Organism: Lasiosphaeria miniovina
Lineage: Eukaryota; Fungi; Ascomycota; Sordariomycetes; Sordariales; Lasiosphaeriaceae
Product: S-adenosyl-L-methionine-dependent methyltransferase
Exons: 2
Biological process (GO): wybutosine biosynthetic process; tRNA methylation
Cellular component (GO): cytoplasm
Molecular function (GO): tRNA methyltransferase activity; S-adenosylmethionine-dependent methyltransferase activity
Source: RefSeq, a predicted model, not a curated record
CCGAAGAAGCCCAAGAAGAAGCAAGAGAAUCCCAUCGCCGUCGCCGUGUCGGCAUGGCUGGACAGCCUCCCGCAGAAGUUGAACCAAGACGCCGCCAUCAGAAAGCAGCUGCUCGACGGCGCCCCGAGGCGAUGGGUCGUGUACGAACCCAUGGUGCUGCUGCCGAGCGGCAGCUUCGCCGCGGCGCCGUGGCCCGCCCUGCUUUCUCUCUCCCACCAGCAACAAAAAAAUCCUGGCGCGGACCCACUGCUGUCCCUGGCGCCGCUCUGGGCGGGCAUCCUGCGCGAGGUGUCGCGGACGUCGUCGCACACGCCGCUGACGCACCUGGCCGUCAACGAGGGGAUCCCGCUGAUGCGCGCCCCUGCUUUGCAGGAACAAGAGCAGGAGCAGCAGGAGCAGCAGGAGCAGCAGCAGGAGCAGCAGCAAGAAAACCUGCUGCGCACACCGAGCGGGCUGCGCAUGCUGCACGGCGACUUUGGGCCGGUCCACAGCGACGACAACGACACCAUCGGGGACGGCAACUUUGCCUCCGCGUUCUGGGUGACGACCAAGCAGAACGGCAUCGUGCAGACGUGGGCGCCGCGGUGGACCAUGUUCAGCCGGGGCAACGUCAAGGAGAAGGCGCGCGUGCUGGGGUUUCCUUCUCGCAGUGCGGACCGUGCCAGAAGCGACAAGAGGAAGGCCACCGCCGUCGACCUCUACGCCGGCAUCGGCUACUUUGUGUUUUCGUACGCGCGCCUAGGCCUGCGCGUGCUGUGCUGGGAGCUGAACCCGUGGAGUGUUGAGGGCUUGCGGCGGGGUGCCGUGGCGAAUGGCUGGAGCGUGCGCGUGGUGCGGCCGUCACUCUCGAAACCCAACGGAGAUGACGACGAUGACGAGGCAGUAGCAGCAGCGGUGGCAGCAGGAGGCGAGCAGAUCGUCGUGUUCCUCGAGGACAAUGCGCGGGCGGCGCGGCGCGUGGCGGCGCUCUGGGCCCUCGAUGACACGCACGUGCUACACGUCAACGCGGGGCUGCUGCCGUCGAGCGAGAAAGUGUGGCGUGAUGCGUGGUCCAUCGUCGCCCGGAACCCACGAGGACGGGAAGAGGGAUGGCUGCACCUGCACGAGAACGCCGGGGUCGCGCAGAUCGAGCAGCGCCGCGCAGAGAUGGAGCAGACAUUUUCGGAGUGGUGCAGCGCUGACGAGGAAGCUACCCCUGACGACGACGACAGAAGCAACGGUAGCGAAAAAGCCAGCGCGGCCGUGGAGCAUGUCGAAUUGGUCAAGACGUUUGCGCCAGACGUCUGGCACUGCGUCUUUGACGUGUAUAUUACAAGGUCU